GGGGCGGGGCGCGCUCGGGGCGGGGAGACCCUCCCCCCGCCGCGGCCCGAGCGGUGGGCGACGUUUGUUUGCUUGUUUGUUGGUAAGCUUUGCUUCCUCAGAAGUUCUCCUCACCCCCAAACAGAAGAAAUGUGGAAGGGCCAAGUUUCACUAAGCGCCCUUCUUCACCGCGUCAAAACAAGUGUCUGCUCGGACUCGCUGAAAAUUAUUCUUCUAGAAGUCCACAGAAUUGUCUCCAGGCAAUUGUGGAGAAAGUUGGGAGAAAGAGGAGAGUAAUUGGUAUUUCUUGUCGGAACGUCAAAAAUGGAAAAGACUAAGCUUCGUGGAGUGCUACUUUCAUGCCUAAGAAAGUUAUUUAUCGUGGUUGUGUUAUGUAUGAAAAUGAACUGAGAAAGAAUAUUUAAUACGGAAAUUACACAUUGAAAUUGGACGGAGAGAGGUGAGGGAAAAUAGAGUAAGAAAAAAGUAUUUUGCUAGGAUUUUGGUGGUACAAGCUGCAAAUCAUGUCAAGGUUCAGAACUAUUUUAACAAUUAGUUUGAGCCAUUCCCCUUUUGUUAUUUUGUAAAUCUUAUUAACAGAAAUACUAUAAAAUCCUAUUCAACAUCAGACACAAACUUCUAAUGGUUCACCAGUAUCCACAAGACCAUAUCUAAAAUCCAGACUAACUUUCCAGAACCAUUAUAGUAUCAUUCUGGCCUGUGAAAUACAAGGGCGUGUUAGAACAGUGAUACUGGUAUCUCACUGGCUUAAAGUUUCACUAUUAAUCUUUUCUUUGAAUCUUAAAGACUUUUCAGCCUUCAAGAGAUCUGUAGCAAAAUGCAACUAACAGUUAAUGGCCCUUCAAAAUGGGCCAGAGUCUUGCUGCCCAUAGGAAAGGUAAGCAGGAGAGAGAGUGAGGGAGGUAUCUGGAGAGAAGGCAGUGAAAGGGGCUGGUUAGAAGCCACAGAAAACAAAGUAUACCCUCUUCACAGUUUCAUUCAGAGCCCUCAUGGACCUCACCCUACCCAAUUUCAUCAUUUCCACCACAACCAAGUUGUUGUUGACUCUCUAUCCUUGCCUUUCAGUUCAUUCCUGUUCUUUCUGUCCCAUACCUUCAUCAUCCUCAGGUCCAGCUGAGCCAGAACUUUCCCUGGACUACCAUCUUUCCACCACUCCUGGUCACAUCUUUCCAACCAUUCCCUGGUAUACAACUGAGUGUCUGUUUCAUUGAUUUGGGGACUGAACUGUGCAGUAAAUAAUACGACUGGCUACUGAGGGUGUGUUUGACUUCCUAGCCAGACUGUAAAUGGAGAGAUUAAAGAACGUUAUUCUAUAUUCUUCUUGCACCCCUUACGCUUUUAAUAAGUGGUCCAGUGCUGAUCCUACAAAGAACAUGGAGUUCAACUGAGGCCUUAAUACAUGCCUCAAAAUUACAGAACAAGAUUUACUACUGGUACAGACCAGAAGAAGCAGGUGUUACUACCACUGAAACUUUGCCUUGGAGCUUCAUUUGACCCAGAUAAGAAUUGAGUACUAAGAUUUUGUUUCUGAUACCAAAAAACUUGCAAACUAAUGAGGACCAUAAUAAGGAACUCCAGUAUAAGAUAUGACUCAUUGCUCUUGGUGUAAUCCCCAAGGACCAGAAGCUCUACUUGAAACUCCCCCUGAGGAAACCAGUGCAGAAAAGCUGGAGAGGUAGCCUGACUGGCUACACCCAAUACAUCUGGAAACCUCAUUGGGUCUACGUUCAAAAUAUAUUCAGAAUUCAGGAAGUUUUUAGGCAGAAAGGAAUAUGAGACCAACCACAAACAUGGAUCUAUAUCAAGAAAUGAAGAAUACUGGAAAUGGAAUAAAGGAAGUGCAUUCCCCAGAAAGGAGAAGACAAACUUCAGGAGCUAAGAGGCUUCCACAGUCACAUUUCUACUGCACAGCAGAAUGAGCAUCUGGUUUACAAGUCCAGUAUCUUCUUUGUGAAGAUAUCUAGAGGAGAAGCAGCCAGAGGAGGGAUCUUGGCAGAGAAAGAGGCCUAAAUGGAAGAAAAAGAUGUUACUUUCAGUACAGCAAACACACAAUUGUCUGCUUCAGGAUACUGAAUACGAAGAAAGGGUCUGAUGGAGCUUGGGAGAAGCCACCCUUUGGCGGCAAUGAGCAAAGCGUCUACCAAGGAGGAGAAACCAAGAGAUGGAAAUCUCAAAGAAGGCAGGGAGUGUCCAGGAAGCUAGUACCUCGGUCCGCGGAGUCUCUAACUGGCGACAGAUGGGCCACUUUCUUCUGGCCACAAAGGGGCCGGAAUGGAGCGCUCCGCGGCAUACAAAUGGGCAGGUCACGUGGUUCCUGGCUCUUGGCUGGACUGGGAGGACCAUAUGGCGCAUGCCGGGGAGGAAGAAGAUGGGGCGGGAGUAGGGGUGGGGGAGAGGGGAGCUGGAGUCGGAGGAGGGUGGGAGAGGAUCAGGGCUGACGGCGGGCGGCGAGGAGGAGGGCGGAAGGGAGCGCAAAACCGGGACGCGUGCGCAGGCGCGGGGCGCAUGAACCUGCUCGCGGCUCCGCUCCCAGCCCCGCCCGCGCUCAGCAUCACCAACUCGGCUAUAUAACCUGAGCGCCCGCGCGGCCGGGACACGAGGAAUUCGCCCCACGCAGAAGGCACAGCGUCCAGAGGCCCCAGGGUUAUGAGACCAUCACUGCUCAGGACCUGCUAACAACUACAGGAACCCGAAACAUGACCAAAUCGUACAGCGAGAGUGGGCUGAUGGGGGAGCCUCAGCCCCAGGGUCCUCCAAGCUGGACAGACGAGUGUCUCAGUUCUCAGGACGAGGAGCACGAGACAGACAAAAAGGAGGACGACCUCGAAGCCAUGAACGCAGAAGAGGACUCACUGAGGAACGGGGGAGAGGAGGAGGAGGAAGACGAGGACCUGGAAGAGGAGGAAGAAGAGGAAGAGGAGGACGAUGAUCAAAAGCCUAAGAGACGCGGCCCCAAAAAGAAGAAGAUGACCAAGGCUCGCCUGGAGCGUUUUAAGCUGAGACGCAUGAAGGCCAAUGCCCGGGAGCGGAACCGCAUGCACGGGCUGAACGCUGCGCUGGACAACCUGCGCAAGGUGGUGCCCUGCUACUCCAAGACGCAGAAGCUAUCCAAAAUCGAGACACUGCGCUUGGCCAAGAACUACAUCUGGGCUCUGUCGGAGAUCUUGCGUUCCGGCAAAAGCCCUGACCUGGUCUCCUUCGUACAGACGCUCUGCAAGGGCUUAUCUCAGCCCACCACCAACCUGGUUGCCGGCUGCCUGCAGCUCAAUCCUCGGACUUUUCUGCCUGAGCAGAACCAGGACAUGCCUCCGCACCUGCCGACGGCCAGCGCUUCUUUCCCUGUUCACCCCUACUCCUACCAGUCCCCGGGGCUGCCCAGCCCUCCCUACGGCACCAUGGACAGCUCCCACGUCUUCCACGUCAAGCCGCCGCCGCACGCCUACAGCGCCGCGCUAGAGCCCUUCUUUGAGAGUCCCCUGACUGAUUGUACCAGCCCUUCCUUUGACGGACCCCUCAGCCCGCCGCUCAGCAUCAAUGGCAACUUCUCUUUCAAACACGAACCGUCCGCCGAGUUUGAGAAAAAUUAUGCCUUUACCAUGCACUACCCUGCAGCGACCCUGGCAGGGGCCCAAAGCCACGGAUCAAUCUUCUCGGGCGCCGCCGCCCCUCGCUGUGAGAUCCCCAUAGACAAUGUUAUGUCCUUCGAUAGCCAUUCACAUCAUGAGCGAGUCAUGAGUGCCCAGCUCAAUGCCAUCUUUCACGAUUAGAGGCACGUCAGUUUCACCAUUCCUGGGAAACGAAUCCACUGUGCUUACAGUGACUGUCGUGUUUACAAAAGGCAGCCCUUUGGGUACUACUGCUGCAAAGUGCAAAUACUCCAAGCUUCAAGUGAUAUAUGUAUUUAUUGUCGUUACUGCCUUUGGAAGAAACAGGGGAUCGAAAUUCCUGUUCACCUUAUGUAUUAUUUUCUAUAGCUCUUCUAUUUUAAAAUAGUACAGUAAAGUUAAAAAAAUACACCACAAAUUUGGUGUAGCUGUAUUCAGAUCAUGUUAAUUAUCUGAUCGGGAUAACAAAAUCACAAGCAAUAAUUAGGAUCUAUGCAAUUUUUAAACUAGUAAUGGGCCAAUUAAAAUAUAUAUAAAUAUAUAUUUUUCAACCAGCAUUUUACUACUUGUUACCUUUCCCAUGCUGAAUUAUUUUGUUGUGAUUUUGUACAGAAUUUUUAAUGACUUUUUAUAAUGUGGAUUUCCUAUUUUAAAACCAUGCAGCUUCAUCAAUUUUUAUACAUAUCAGAAAAGUAGAAUUAUAUCUAAUUUAUACAAAAUAAUUUAACUAAUUUAAACCAGCAGAAAAGUGCUUAGAAAGUUAUUGUGUUGCCUUAGCACUUCUUUCCUCUCUAAUUGUUGAAAAAAAAUUGCACAAUUUGAGCAAUUCAUUUCACUUUAAAGUCUUUUCCUUCCUUAAAAUAAUAACCAGAUCCAUAACUCUGAAGAGAAUGAAUAAAAACAAGAGAUGUAUUCCCUAUCAAAACAUAUCAAUUCAAUACAUUACUUGCACAAGCUUGUAUAUACAUAUUAUAAACAAAUGCCAACAUACCCUUCUUUAAAUCAAAAGCUGCUUGACUAUCACAUACAAUUUGCACUGUUUCGUUUUAGUCUUUUACUCCUUUGCAUUCCAUGAUUUUACAAAGAAUCUGAAGCUAUUGAUGUUUCCAGAAACUAUAAAUGCAUGAUUUUAUACAUAGUCACACAAAUGGUGGUUUGUCAUAUAUUCAUGUAAUGAAUCUCAGCCGAAAUCUAAUCAGGUUGUUAAUGUUGGGACUUAUACCUAUUGUAGUCAAUUAGUACAGUAGCUUAAAUAAAUUCAGGCCAUUUAAUUCAUAAUUAGAACAAUAGCUAUUGCAUGCAAAAUGCGGUCCAGAAUAAGUGCUGUUUGAGAUGUGAUACUGGUACCACUGGAAUCGAUCUGUACUGUAAUCUUGUUUGUAAUUCUGUAUAAUAUGGUGUAAUGCACAAUUUAGAAAACACUCAUCCAGUUGCAAUAAAAUAGUAUUGAAAAUCUGA
Molecule: messenger RNA, 5063 nt
Organism: Camelus dromedarius (Arabian camel)
Lineage: Eukaryota; Metazoa; Chordata; Mammalia; Artiodactyla; Camelidae
Gene: NEUROD1
Product: neuronal differentiation 1
Exons: 12
Coding region: 2697-3767 (356 amino acids)
Biological process (GO): nervous system development; axon development; sensory organ development
Cellular component (GO): nucleus
Molecular function (GO): DNA-binding transcription factor activity, RNA polymerase II-specific; protein dimerization activity; E-box binding
Source: RefSeq, a predicted model, not a curated record